AUGCAGGGCUUCAACAUGGGUAGAUACUACCCGCCUGACGCCUCCAACGCUCCCACCUUCAACACCUCGAACCCGCUCGGCUCUCGCGCAAAGAAAGGCGGCGCGCUCGUCGUCCGCUUCGAGCUCCCCUUCGCAGUAUGGUGCUCGCACUGCACACCCCCCGCCAUCGUCGGUCAAGGCGUACGCUUCAACGCCGAGAAGAAAAAAGCAGGAAACUACUACUCGACGCCGAUAUGGAGCUUCCGCAUGAAGCACACGGCGUGCGGCGGGUGGUGGGAGAUCCGCACGGAUCCGAAGAACGCGGAGGGGCGCAACGGCGGGAUUACGGAGAAGAGAAGCAGGGGAGGGGAGAUGAAGUUUUUGAGCGAGGAGGAGAGGGAGAAGAGGAGGACGGAUGCGUUUGCGCGGUUUGAGGGGAAGGUUGAGGAGAAGGGGGAGCAGAGGGGGCAUGCGGAGAGGAUAGAGGAGCUGUAUGAUAAGGCGGAGGUGUGGAGAGAUCCGUACGAUGUGAACGCUAAGCUGAGGCGGGAGUUUAGGGAGAAGAGGCGGGGGUGGAAGAAGGAAGAUAGGUUGAAGGAAGGGAUGCAGGAGAAGUUCAGCUUUGGAUAUGAGAUCGCGGAUGGGACAGAGACGGAUGAUAUGCGGGCAAAGUUGGUUGACUUUGGCGCAAGCACGCUGGAUGACGGCGUGGAGGAAGCUGUGAGAAAACCGCUGUUUACGAGCGUCAAGGCGGCAAUGACGGAGACGGUCUCGAAGAAGAAACUUAAAUCAGAGAUUGCGGCGGAGAAGAGCCGUCAGAACUUACAGCAAUCGCUUGCCGGGAACACGAGAGCCUCGAUCGAUCCCUUCCUGUCCGCGGAAGCGAAAAGUUCCACUAAGCUGAGCUUAGGGAUCAAGCGCAAACGGAACGAAGAUGGGUCCGAAGAUCAGAAAACGCAGUCGCCCGCAACGAAGUCAAUUAUAAUCGAUCAAUCAACAGAAGUCCCAACAAAAAGACCUACCUCAGCCGCUGCUCUGGUGGACUACGACUCAGACUAA
Messenger RNA from Didymosphaeria variabile, 1038 nucleotides. RefSeq names its product Protein saf4 (gene saf4). The coding region runs from base 1 to 1038 and encodes 345 amino acids. The record is from RefSeq and is a predicted model, not a curated record. The transcript is spliced from 2 exons. Gene Ontology annotation, cellular component: post-mRNA release spliceosomal complex; U2-type spliceosomal complex. Gene Ontology annotation, biological process: mRNA splicing, via spliceosome. NCBI's taxonomy places the organism in Eukaryota, Fungi, Ascomycota, Dothideomycetes, Pleosporales, Didymosphaeriaceae.